AUGGGAACUGAAGAAAAGCAUAGUAGCAUAGAUGAUAACAUCUACAUAGCAUCGAAUUAUGAAGGCACAGUGAGACAACUAGACAUAUACUAUGGGAUCGUUAAGAGGCAACUAUUGUGUUAUCAAAGCCCCAUAACUGGUCUUUUCCCAGUUUUAUCAACUGAUAUAGAAGUAGGAAGUGUUCGUGACAGUAUAUAUUGUGCCUCUGCUGUCUGGGGGCUAUUUCAGGCUUACAGGAGAAUAGAUGAUGAUAGAGGCAAGUCCUAUGAACUAGGACAAUCAACUGUGAAAUGUAUGAGAGGCAUUUUAGAAUGCUGGGUGAAACAAGCUGAAAAAAUACAACUGUUCAAAAAGAAUCAGUGUUGUGCCAAUGCUUUACAUGUCAAAUUUCAUUUAACUACUGGGAAUGCUAUAUUGAGUGAAACUGAGUAUAAUCAUCUUCAAAUAGAUGUUAUUUCCAUCUAUCUCCUGUUUUUAGUGCAAAUGAUUACAUCAGGAUUACAAAUUAUUUAUACACAGGAUGAGGUUGCAUUUGUACAAAACCUGGUUUAUUAUGUUGAGAGAGCAUAUCGCACACCUGAUUUUGGUAUGUGGGAAAGAGGAAGUAAGUACAAUGAUGGGACUCCAGAAAUACAUGCUAGUUCUAUUGGACUUGCCAAAGCUGCUUUGGAAGCUAUAAAUGGUUGCAAUUUGUUUGGUGAAAAAGGUGCUUCAUGGAGUGUAGUGUAUGUAGAUAUUGAUGCACACAACAGGAAUAGAAGUAUAUUUGAAACACUAUUACCAAGAGAAUCUUGUUCAAAGGAUGUUGAUUCUUCACUGUUGACUACAAUAUCUUUUCCUGGUUUUGCAACACAUGAGGAAAUGUUAUAUCAUGAAACUAAGAACAAAAUUGUGAGUAAUUUGAAAGGGAAUUAUGGAUUUAAGAGGUUUAUUCGUGAUGGUUUCAAAACUGAGAUUGAGGAUACCAACAGAAAGUACUAUGAAAAAGGAGAAAUAAAAAAUUUUGGGAAUCUGGAAUGUGAAUGGCCCUUGUUUUAUAUAUUUAUGAUCAUUGAUGGAGUAUUCAAGUCCUUACCUGAUCAAAUUCUGGAAUAUCAGGAACUUCUUAAAGAAAGAAUCAUGGUAGACCAUAAUGGAGAUCCUGUUAUUCCCAUGUACUACUAUGUACCAAAAGAAAACAUAGAAACUGAAAGAAAUGAACCAAAUUCAACUACCAAAAAGCCUUUCACUAAUGGGGGUUUGUUCCUGUGGAAUCAAUCAAUGUUCAUUUUGUCUCAACUGUUAACUGGAGGUCUUCUUCACAUCAAUGAGUUAGAUCCUAUCAGAAGAUAUUUGCCUUCUCAUAAUAGACCAAAAAAAGGUGGAAGAUAUUCAGCAUUCCAGGCUAAAUCUUAUUUUGGAACAGCGACAGACCUGGUGGUCCAAAUAGUCCUCAUCGCCGAAUCGAUGCGUCUGCAGGCCAUGAUGGCCACCUACGGCAUCCAGACGCAAACGCCCCACGAGGUCGAACCGGUGCAGAUCUGGUCCUCCUCGCAGCUGGUCAAAGUGUACACGAACCUGGGCGUCAACCACAAGUUGAAGCUGGAAGGGAGGCCGGUCAGACCGGUGGGGAGCCUGGGCACCAGCAAGGUGUACAGAAUAGCGGGAGCCACUGUCCUAUGCUACCCUCUUAUAUUCGAAACCUCCGAUUUCUAUCUGUACCGAGACAUGGCGCUCCUCAUAGACGACAUCAAAACGGAGCUGCAGUUUGUAGGGAGGUACUGGAGGCUUUCCGGCAGGCCUACGGUCUGCUUGUUGAUGAGAGAGGAGCAUAUGAGAGACCCGCAGUUCAAGAAGAUGCUGGACCUGUUGGCCAUGCUGAAGAAGGGGUACUGUGAUACUGUUAAAGUGCGGAUAGGGAGACUGCAGAAUCUCAUUUCCAGCUCGUGCGUGGAGCAUCUGGAUUUUAUGAAUAUCCUGGACACUCCCUAUGACAGUUUCAACCAUUUCAAACAAUUAGAACAUGAUUAUAUUGGAUACCAAAGCUUGACAGAUGUCCCAAAAGUGUUGAAUUAUCAAGAUGAGGUCAAGGAUUAUACUGAUUAUACUCAUUUCAAGCAUAAACCGACUCACGACAUAGUAAAAUCGAUCAGUAUGAUUGAGAGUAUGUUCGCAAAAUGUCAACUGUUUGGAAUACUUCAAAAAAGAGAGGGCAGAGAUUUCAGGGUGAACAAUUAUACAGUUGAAGAGCAUCUCAACAAUUUGUACCAACAAGCGGGUUGCUUGAGACACUGGGCUUCUGUCAGAUACACCAGUAGUUUGUUAAAUCACAAUGUUGAUUCUAUCAGUCCUUUCAUUACUGGAGUUUUGGUUCAUGGAAAACAGUUAACUGUUGGAGUUAUGGGCCAAAACGAAACGGUAUUUGACAAACCGAUGACACCGGCGGAAAUCCAAUCUGUAGUAUACAAUACGAUACAACCUUUCGAUGUCAUACAAGCGGUCCUUCAACAAGAAAUCAUAUUGUACUGCGGCCGCUUGAUUUCCACCAAUCCGGAUCUGUUUGAAGGGAUCCUCAAGAUCAGAAUCGGAUGGGUUUUGGAGGCGAUCAAGUACUAUUUGAACAUUUUCGGCCGCCAAAAGAAACUGGAAGACCACAGUCCUUAUGAAGUUCGUCAACUGUUGCACAAGGUUUUGUCUAUCAACGAGUGGGGAAACAAAGAACAAUUGACUCCAAGGCAAAAGAGGCAACUGGAAGGUUGCCUCUGUAGAGUACCAUCCUCAUUUUACAAUCAAGUAUGGGACAUAAUGACCAGAACACCAGAAGGUAUAAGAGUGGGAGGUAACACUAUUCCUCAGCAGCCUACCCUGUCAAAUAUGACACGAUCCGAGUUGACUUUUUCGUUGUUAGUUGAAGAGAUGCUGAAUCAUGUUCACCAACCAGAACAUAGACAAUUGUUGGUUGAAUUAUUGACAAUAGUUUCAACCAUAUUAGGAAGGAAUCCAGAGUUAACAUUCAGUCAACCUUUGGAUUUAGAACAACUCAUCAAGGAUGCAGCUUAUAUGCAUGCCAAAGAUCAUGGUAUAAAAGAUAACAAUAUAUCCAAUCUGCUAGAGAUUCCUUAUAUUAGAUCAACUGGGUAUUUAGCAAGAGCUGUUGUGAAUACAGUUCUCAAAGGAGGUCAGAUUUCAGAAAAUAUAGAAAAGGAACCAGAAUCUUGUAGAGUGUCAUAA
This is a messenger RNA of Phaedon cochleariae (mustard beetle), 3210 nucleotides long. NCBI's taxonomy places the organism in Eukaryota, Metazoa, Arthropoda, Insecta, Coleoptera, Chrysomelidae. The record is from the annotation of a GenBank genome assembly.